Molecule: messenger RNA, 339 nt
Organism: Staurois parvus
Lineage: Eukaryota; Metazoa; Chordata; Amphibia; Anura; Ranidae
Source: the annotation of a GenBank genome assembly
AUCAGUGCCCUGAUGAUCGGUGCUCAGCAGCGCCACCCACCAGUUGUCCCCAGCAGUGCACCCACCUGUGCCCAGCAGUGCAACCACCUGUGCCCUGCAGUGCCACCCAGCAGUGCCACCUACCUGUGCCCAGAAGUUCCACCUACCUAUGCCCAGCAGUGUCACUCACCUGUGCCCGCCCACCAGUGCCCAUCAAUGCAGCCCAGCAGUACUGCCAGUCAGUGCCACCAGUCAUCAGUGCGACCUAUCAGUGCUGUCUAUCAAUACCCAUCAUCAGUGCCCCCUAUCCGUGCCACCUAUCAGUGCCGCCUAUCAGUGCCACCUAUCCGUGCCACCUCA